AUGAGACACUUACGUGUAUAUGGUAAGGGAAGGUUAAUAUAUCGUUCAUAUUAUUGGACUGAUGUUUACAAGAAAGCUAUAGCGUUAGGUGAUAAAUAUUACAUAGAUCCUAAAACUGGUUAUACAGUUUUUACUGAAAUUGAACAUUUAACUCGUGGUUAUUGUUGUCAUUCAAAAUGCCGCCAUAGCUCUUUUGUGCAGUAUAUUCAAUGA
Schistosoma guineensis is the source of this 213-nucleotide messenger RNA. The record is from the annotation of a GenBank genome assembly. Lineage: Eukaryota; Metazoa; Platyhelminthes; Trematoda; Strigeidida; Schistosomatidae.